GUUUUGCUUUUUUGUUUUGAUUGCGAUCGAUUUGCUCACAGCGAGCACGAAAGUCUUCAACCACCCCCGAAUACGAUAAUCCAAUUUAUUCAUCAAGCUGCCGUGGUCGUGAUUGUACAGCCGCAACACAUUGUCCGCCAGUUAACUUAGAAUAGAGUGCGUUUUACUUCAACCGGAUAGCAAUAAGCGAUGGAUGUGGAAAGUUUAAACUGUUUGCUGAGCGGUGAUUAUGGGCGGGUAAAGGAAGCGCUGGUGAAAUUCAACAAACAGAACUCCCAGGUGUUUAACUUCACGCACUUUACCAGCACGGGCCAGUGGGUGGUGAUAUGGAACAAGCUGUUCGAAUACCUGGCGGACCCGGCCAUGCCCCACCGGGUCGAUUGCUUAAUGGCGAUUAAAGUGCUGGCCCGCGACAAGACGUAUCUGAACGAGACGGUCAGCGUGGAACAGCUCGAUGGGUUGCUGCAGCUGGCCGGCAUCGGUACGGUGGAUGGGUGCGAUGCGGCGGAAGAGGUACAGGUGGAAGCGCUCAAAUGUCUCAGCAAUAUGAUAUUCCAGAGCACCAAGUGUCAGGAAAUGUGUCUCAACAAUUCUUCCACCGAGGGCAUCAUUAGGCGGGUUAAGAUGUACAAGGAAGCACCGUACGGAUACGAUAUCAAGUAUUUCGACAUGAAGCUGCUGUUCCUGCUGACAGCGAUCAAUUGUGAUAUUCGAGCCAAAGUACGCGAUCAACUGCACGGGCUGGUGUACCUGGUGGAAACGCUGGAUCUGUUCAUGAGUCAGGCAGCAAUAUUUAAAGAAUUCAGCGACAAAGAUUUAGAUCUUAUAAACGAGGUGCUGAAAGUGUUAUUCAAUCUAACAGUCCGCUCGUCGGACAAUCUCGUACCGGAAGAGGAGGAAGCGACCCAGUUCCAUCGUUUAGUGACCGUACUGCACGACCUUUUCUUCUAUCGCACCCUGAACCGGGACAAGAUCGUACUGCUGCACUCGAACAUCGUUAAUCUGCUCACGAGCGUUCCGGUCAGCUGCUACAUCGAGCUCGUUUGCUCUCUGACCGCAAAGCACGACCCACCGGCCGCGGGUGACGGUAUCGAUCCACCCGCCAUCGUACCGUUCGAAGGGAACAAUGUAUACGUACUGCACGUGCUGGUAGAGUUUUUGCGCAAAAACUUCCAGAAGGCGGAAAAGAAGACGGACCAAUACGAGAUGCUCUCACCGAUACUGACGGUGCUGAUAAAGGCGGUCCGAGCGGACGGUGUGCAUCGCCGGUACGUGCGAUCGCUCAUUUUGCCACCGUUGCGAGACGUGCGCGAUCGGCCGGAGGUGGGUAAGGAGCUACGCAACUACCUGUGCUCGCUGCUAACGAGUCCCUGCACCCAGAUCGCUGACCUGUCGGCGGAGCUGUUGUUCGUACUGUGCAAGGAGAACGUUGGGCGCAUGAUCAAGUACACCGGGUACGGGAAUGCGGCCGGCCUGUUCGCCAACCGUGGACUGCUCGGAGGUCGCACCGGAAACGGUGGUGAGCAGUAUUCGUCGGACAGUGAGGACAGCGAUACGGAGGAGUAUAAACAGAUACAGCACGCCAUCAACCCGGUCAUUGGCUGUUACGAACCACCGAAACCGAACCCCCUCGAAGGUAUGUCCGAGGAGCAGAAGGAGUACGAAGCGAUGGAGCUGGUGAAGCUGAUGGACAAGCUGCAGCGUCAGGGUUUGAUACAGCCGUGCAAAAUAGGCGAGGACGGCAGACCGCAGGCCGUCGAUCACAUAAUGGAGCUGCAGGACGAGAUUCCGGAGCAGCAGCGAGACCACAAGCGAAAAACUUAAACCCGGGGAGGGGAGAGAACAAAAGCGUCCGAUCAUCGCCCAAGGCAUUCCAGCGCAUUCUUCCCGGGAAGCAGCUCAGCACACAGCGCGCGAAACGCAAAUGGUUUCAAUUGGACCUUGCAGCAAUUUUCUCCAAUCGAUACGAGCAGCGGAAAGCGUUAAAAAGGGGCGAACAAGUUUAACCUGCGAUGCCAAACACUAUUUUAGCUCAAAUAUUCAUCGCAAUAGGCUGUAUCCCGUCGAUCGCCAGUUUCUCGUCGGCAGCACCAGAAAUUUUUGCCAAAAACAUUUCGCAUAAGCCGGCGCUUACCCGGUCGGGUCGGUUAGAUGCAACGUAGAUGUUAAUGUUCUUUGUCCCCCCGUAUCCGGCUUUUCCUUGCGAGCAUUUGUGUUCCAUUUUUAAUGGGUGGAUUUUUUAAAGUAGCUUCCGUUCCAUCAGUGUAUGCACGGGGAAACGAUUUUUAACGAUCGCAAGCAACCAAAACCAAAACAGAGACGAAGCGAUCGAUACUUUCGACCGUUCGCGUGCCACGGACGACACGCGCGAUGCGGAAAGAGAGAGAGGAAAAACGUUAACAUAAUGCUACUCAAAGCAACAAGCGCACGGAUAUGUGUAUUGUAUGUAUUUAUCCACUAUUUCCAACUCACAUCACCAACGCGUCUGGUUCGGUAUGCCGGCCGCCACCAACCGCUCUACAACUGCUACUGCUGCUCCUGGCUAUUUGAUGUUGUUAUUUAUUGUGUUAUGCCCGCGGACUCGCCCGGGCGGCCAUACAUUUUCUGUUUCGUUGUUUUUUAACCCUCGUAACUCCUGAAUGUUGUGUAGUCUGUACUGUGUCUGUUUUUAGUAUCGGAUUCAUGGAUCUCCAGCCAACUUCAGCCAAUAAAAUUCAACUACCUAAAUCAUGUGA
Messenger RNA from Anopheles stephensi (Asian malaria mosquito), 2735 nucleotides. RefSeq names its product synembryn (gene ric8a). Gene Ontology annotation, cellular component: cytoplasm. Gene Ontology annotation, biological process: G protein-coupled receptor signaling pathway. Gene Ontology annotation, molecular function: guanyl-nucleotide exchange factor activity; G-protein alpha-subunit binding. Lineage: Eukaryota; Metazoa; Arthropoda; Insecta; Diptera; Culicidae. The record is from RefSeq and is a predicted model, not a curated record. The coding region runs from base 190 to 1824 and encodes 544 amino acids. The transcript is spliced from 4 exons.